Messenger RNA from Notodromas monacha, 732 nucleotides. The record is from the annotation of a GenBank genome assembly. NCBI's taxonomy places the organism in Eukaryota, Metazoa, Arthropoda, Ostracoda, Podocopida, Cyprididae.
GCAUGUUUUAAGAUCUGCAGGAAGCUAAAAGAAGUUCAGUGAGAACAUAAUCAAUCAAUCAAUCAGCAUCAUCAUUAAAGAGUGCAAAGUGAGCAGGUGCUGACAAUGACGGGUAAAAGAAGAGAGUAUCUGCACAUUGAGACGCCAUUUUUGAGGCUGGCAUUUGCCAACAAGUACUUGCCUGCAGCUGGAAGAGACUUGAAGGUGUUUGGCAAGUUUGAGAACAUGCAGCCCUCUGGAUCUUUCAAACUCAGGGGACUUGGGUAUCUUGCUUCCAAGGCUGUUGCAAAUGGAGCAACAGGAAUUUGCACUUCCUCUGGAGGCAAUGCAGCCUAUGCAGUGGCUUAUUCUGCUCAGGUCCUGGGUGUGCCUUACACAGUGUGUCUGCCAACAUCAACUCCAGCCUUUGUGGUGAAUGCCUUGGCAGCAGGAGAGAAGUCCACAGUCAUUGCUGUUGCAAAUGGAGCAACAGGAAUUUGCACUUCCUCUGGAGGCAAUGCAGCCUAUGCAGUGGCUUAUUCUGCUCAGGUCCUGGGUGUGCCUUACACAGUGUGUCUGCCAACAUCAACUCCAGCCUUUGUGGUGAAUGCCUUGGCAGCAGGAGAGAAGUCCACAGUCAUUUUGCAUGGGAAAAACUGGGAUGAGGCCCAUGCCAAACUCCUUUCAAUUGUGGAAGAGAGUCAGGGAAAGUUGUAUCUCAUCCAUCCCUUUGAUCAUCCAGAUAUUUGGUGA